Vicia villosa (hairy vetch) is the source of this 666-nucleotide messenger RNA. RefSeq lists its product as uncharacterized. The record is from RefSeq and is a predicted model, not a curated record. NCBI's taxonomy places the organism in Eukaryota, Viridiplantae, Streptophyta, Magnoliopsida, Fabales, Fabaceae. The coding region runs from base 1 to 666 and encodes 221 amino acids. The transcript has a single exon.
AUGGAAGAGAAAGAAGCUGAGGGUCAUAAGGAUGAGGAGGCUGAUAGUGACAAAACCCAACCACAACUUUGGGUGGAUGUCAUUAAGGGUAACAGACUACCAUCAAAUGGAGGAGAUAUUGAAUAUACAGCUCUGGUGAUAGUAGAUGGGGAAGCUGAACUGGUUAUCGAAGAACAAGAUGUGAUAUCCGAGAUGCAGUUCUGGGCUAAUGUGCUCAUCAUGUACGCAGUUGGAGAUGACUUAUCCAUGAAUGCAGUAAAGAAGUUUAUGAUGAACACCUGGAACUUUGUUACACUUCCAGAAUUAUAUUACAAUGAAGAGGGUUAUUUCAUAGUGAGAUUCAAAUCGAAAAGUGAUAAGGAUGCGGUGCUUAUGAGGGGGCCAUAUACCAUUUUCAAGAAGCCAGUCCUCCUACAUGAGUGGACUCCCACAUUUACAUUAGAGGAUGAUGUGCUGAGGGUUCUCCCGGUUUGGGUAAUUUUUCCUCAAUUACCUCUGGUCUACUGGGGAGAUAAAAGUAUUGGUAAAAUUGCUAGUGCAAUAGGAAAGCCAGUGAUAACAGAUGAGUGUAUUAGAAAAAAAUUAAGAGUUUCUUAUGCACGAGUGUUGAUUGAAGUUGAUGUAACCAGGGAACUGAAGAGUGAAAUAACUAUUAGGAGCCCAUAG